UUUUACUCGAGGAGUGUUCAAUGGACGAAGGCAAACGCGCCCCACAUUCUCUCUCUCUCCUCCUCCCUUCUCUUCUUAGAUCUUCAGACAUGCCAUGCCUCUUAAACCCUAAAUCUCCACCUGGUUAUGUGUAGCUCCUAAAACCCCAAAUGGGUUAUUUGAAUGGAGCUUCAAAGACCCUUAAAUCACCCAAAUAUUUAUCUCUCUUAUGUCGGCAUCGCUCUUCUGCAUUCAGCCCAUUCUCUCCUGUUACUGGAUGCAACCCAGUAAAAGGUCUACUGGGUUGGCACCAUUUCGGUUGGAGCCAUACCUUCUGCUCUCGUUCUCUCCAGAACAGCAGAGACAGCAGUGUAGAUUUAAGCCAAUACCCGCCUGAAAGGAUUCGCAACUUUUCGAUUAUCGCGCAUGUCGAUCAUGGGAAGUCGACGCUGGCUGAUCGGCUUUUGGAGCUCACUGGGACUAUCAAGAGAGGGCAUGGUCAGCCCCAGUAUCUUGAUAAAUUGCAGGUAGAGAGAGAAAGAGGAAUAACCGUUAAGGCUCAGACAGCAACUAUGUUCCACAGGCACAACUUUGAUGGACCUGAUGUUACCAUUGCACAAGAAUCCCCUAGUUUUUUACUCAAUCUUAUUGAUACACCUGGUCAUGUGGAUUUCAGCUAUGAAGUAUCAAGAUCCCUUGCAGCUUGCCAGGGUGUCCUUUUAGUUGUUGAUGCUGCCCAAGGUGUUCAGGCACAAACUGUUGCUAACUUUUAUCUAGCUUUUGAAUCCAAUCUGACAAUAAUCCCUGUCAUAAAUAAAAUUGACCAGCCAACAGCUGAUCCAGAUCAUGUUAAAGCACAGUUAAAAUCCAUGUUUGAUCUCAACCCAAGUGAUGCUCUUUUAACAUCUGCCAAGACAGGUCAAGGUCUUGAGCAGGUCCUCCCAGCAGUCAUAGAGCGGAUACCUCCACCUCCCGGGAAGAGUUGUUCACCUUUGCGUAUGCUCUUGUUGGAUUCAUAUUAUGAUGAAUACAAAGGAGUUAUCUGCCAUGUGGCAGUUGUUGAUGGUGCAUUGCGCAAGGGGGAUAAGAUUUCAUCUUCAGCAACUGGACAUACUUAUGAGGUUUUCGAUGUUGGGAUCAUGCACCCUGAACUCAAAUCUACUGGAGUUCUUUUAACUGGUCAAGUGGGAUAUGUUGUGAGUGGCAUGCGUUCAACCAAAGAGGCACGUGUUGGAGAUACUUUACAUCAUAACAAAAGCAUCGUAGAGCCUCUUCCAGGUUUCAAACCUGCAAAACACAUGGUAUUUUCUGGUCUUUAUCCGGCUGAUGGCUCUGACUUUGAAGCACUUAACCAUGCAAUAGAAAGGCUGACAUGCAAUGAUGCCAGUGUAUCAGUUACUAAGGAGAGCAGCACAGCACUUGGUCUGGGUUUCAGGUGUGGUUUCUUAGGCUUACUUCACAUGGAUGUUUUCCAUCAGCGGCUUGAACAGGAGUAUGGAGCUCACAUAAUUUCUACUGUUCCUACUGUGCCAUAUAUUUUUGAGUACUCCGAUGGAAGCAAAAUACAGGUCCAGAAUCCUGCUGCAUUAGCUUCAAAUCCCGGUAAACGAGUAACAGCUUGUUGGGAACCUACAGUGAUAGCUACAAUUAUUAUUCCUAGUGAAUAUGUGGGGCCUGUUAUUACACUUUGCUCUGAACGGAGAGGGGAGCAAUUGGAGUACUCAUUUAUUGAUAGCCAACGAGCGUUUAUGAAGUAUCGCUUACCUUUGCGGGAAAUUGUCGUGGACUUUUACAAUGAAUUGAAGAGUAUAACAUCAGGGUAUGCGUCAUUUGAUUACGAGGAUGCAGAAUAUCAAGCCUCUGAUUUGGUGAAACUGGACAUCCUUUUGAAUGGACAACCUGUUGAUGCGAUGGCAACCAUUGUUCAUAAUUUGAAGGCACAACGUGUAGGUCGUGAACUAGUGGAGAAGCUGAAGAAAUUUAUUGACAGGCAAAUGUUCGAGAUAGUAAUACAAGCUGCUAUUGGAUCAAAGAUUAUUGCGAGGGAGACGAUUUCGGCCAUGAGAAAGAAUGUUCUUGCAAAGUGUUAUGGUGGGGAUGUUACUCGGAAGCGGAAGCUGUUGGAGAAGCAGAAGGAAGGAAAAAAGCGAAUGAAGCGGGUUGGCUCUGUUGAUAUACCUCAGGAGGCAUUUCAUGAAUUGCUGAAGGUUUCAUAGAGAAAGGAAUCUCAAAGAAUUCGAUAUAGUUUUAACCUAGUGAUAAUUUUUUUCCUAUAAGCUGCAUAUUUUUAUUCAUCAGAUUUAAAAUAUUCAAUUUGAUCUACUAGAAAAUGUAAACUUUUAGGUGCUUAGGCAUUUGAUAUAUGCCCUUGGCUACACACUUCAUUGUAUUUAAUUUUUUAAGGUGACAAGUUCUACAAAACAGAAUAGUAUGAAAUAAAACCAACCUUUCCCA
This is a messenger RNA of Vitis vinifera (wine grape), 2433 nucleotides long. RefSeq names its product translation factor GUF1 homolog, mitochondrial. The record is from RefSeq and is a predicted model, not a curated record. Gene Ontology annotation, cellular component: mitochondrion. Lineage: Eukaryota; Viridiplantae; Streptophyta; Magnoliopsida; Vitales; Vitaceae. The transcript is spliced from 11 exons. Bases 150 to 2195 code for a protein of 681 amino acids. Gene Ontology annotation, molecular function: mitochondrial ribosome binding; GTP binding; GTPase activity. Gene Ontology annotation, biological process: positive regulation of translation.